This is a messenger RNA of Lineus longissimus, 1960 nucleotides long. RefSeq lists its product as uncharacterized. The transcript is spliced from 9 exons. Bases 444 to 1280 code for a protein of 278 amino acids. The record is from RefSeq and is a predicted model, not a curated record. Lineage: Eukaryota; Metazoa; Nemertea; Pilidiophora; Heteronemertea; Lineidae.
AGGUUAUAUUAUGCAAAAUGAACAAUUUUGCAAUCGAUUUUUUUCCCCGAUUUUCUCCUUAAAAUAUGCUGAUUUCCUCAAACUUCAUCAUCAAUGAACAUUGUGUGCCAUACCAGUUCAAAGAAAAGCAUUCUAUCUUUGUAACAAGGUGACGAUUUUGUUGAACAAGAACUCGGAAGAGGAUGAUGUUGCGCAAAAUCUUCGUACUGAAGCGCCAAAUUGCUCAAGUGACAAAAUGUUGAACUAUGAAUGAAAACAUUGCAACACACCCGUCAAGUAUUUCCUGGUCAUUCCAUCAUCAUCAUAUCAUCAUCGUAACGGUAUAUUGUGUCGUAGGCUGAUCAACUCUUGGGAAGAACUGGGCUUGAUCUUGGGAAUCUGUCAAUGUCAAUGUCAAUCUAACCACCGGACGACAUAACUACUGACAGUACUGUGACUAAUCGAUGUAUACACGCUACAAAAGAGAGAUGGAAGAGGAAAUAGACUUAGUGGAUGCAGUACAUAAGGUCCUGCAGAAGGAGUUGGAUGAGAGGGAAUCAUUUCUUACAAAGGAAGACAUUAUGAAGUUAUUGGUUAAUGAUAAUGCUGAGGCCAGACCGUUUCGAGAAGGGUGUAAGGGGUACCCCGCACAUCCACUAUACAAGGAAAUUGGAAGUGUCCUGCAGAAAUGGUUGGACACAGGUCAUUGCAUUGUCUUGGACCUGCCCACCUACGAGUUAUUUGAUGAGCAGGGCUAUGAGCAAGUGAGGCAAGAAUACACCAAGUCCAUCGAAGGCAUGAUGGUAGGCUUUAAAAGUCUGUGGUCAGUUUGGUCUCCUGAUGAACGGUUCUACAGGGUCAGAGAAAUUUUGCAGAGACUUGGAAAGCGAGGAUUAAUGGAUAUGCUUGGAAUCAGGAAAACUGUUGGGACCUGCGAGAUGUUUCCUCCACCAAGGUACACACUAGAGGAAACAUUCAAUGAGAAGCAUAGUGCUAAUUCAGAGUUGACUGUUGGUGCACGAGCUUUGGCCAAGCAUGGUCAUAGAGACCAGACAGCUAGUUGGUGGGGGAAGAGCACUGGAACGGAGGAAGCAAAGAAUGCCCAUGCUGUUAAAGUGAUUGAUAGGAUUCUGAAUGAAGCCACAUGGAUUAAUAUACAUCAGCUUCAACACCAAGUUGAGAUUCUGGAAAUCAGGCAAAUUGAUGGGUAUGGUGCCAGGUGGUCUGCUGAUGGAGCUACGUUCCGGGGCUUCCUUGAGCCCCAGAUGACAGAAGGAUGGACUUGUGGAUAUCGCCAUUAGAAUGUCAUUUUCAGCUAGUUUUCUCAGUGAUAGCAAAGUGUGGUCCAACGGGAUAUAAUGGGCACAUUGUCACACAUCCAUAUGCUGCUUUAGAAACACAGUGCUAAUAGCAAGGACACACUAAAAGGUGUAAUAGUGAAUGCCUGGGACUUGGUUUAUUUUCAGUCGAAAGCACAGGUGUACAUGCAGAUAACAUACUUACACUUGAGUACAACAAAUGUGCAUUCUGGCAGUUUUACAUCGUGGCUCGAUUGACCACUGCUUGAGUCAGAUUUUCUCCCUUAUUUUUAGUCUUUGAACAUGCAAUAAAUUGCAUUGUGACUAUCAUAAAUUAUCAGUUGUGCUUCAAAAACAGUUGUAGGCUGCACCCAAUGUCAAAUUUGACUAGUUUUGUUGGAUAAAUUUGUAAUACGACAAAGCCUGAGUUUGUGUGUUUGAAUUCACUGACGCCCGAGAUAGGAUAAAUGUCUGAACAUACAUAAUUGUACGAAAACUUGGACUCUUUAAGGAUAAAGGUGAUCAUUGCAUGCAUGAGGACUAGAAACUCUCCAGUCACACUGUGAUACAUGUAUAUUAUUCUGUUUAUUUACAGGAUUGGGUUAUUAUCCCAAUACCCUGAACAUACUUAAGCAUGUAUAAGUGUACCAGUAUUUACACAAUAAAGCUACUUUUAGCAUGAA